This is a messenger RNA of Marmota monax (woodchuck), 11940 nucleotides long. It is a transcript of the gene Dennd5b, whose product is annotated as DENN domain containing 5B. Gene Ontology annotation, molecular function: guanyl-nucleotide exchange factor activity; small GTPase binding. The record is from RefSeq and is a predicted model, not a curated record. NCBI's taxonomy places the organism in Eukaryota, Metazoa, Chordata, Mammalia, Rodentia, Sciuridae. The coding region runs from base 2099 to 5887 and encodes 1262 amino acids. The transcript is spliced from 24 exons.
GCAUUCAAAAUUUUUCCUCCCAAAAUUUGUCUUAUAAAUUCCCCGCAAAGUUCAUGAGAAUACUUUUUGUACUGAAUAAUAACUUGAUAUUCACCUACUUAUUCCUACUGUCGUUUUAAGAAGAAACUUCCAGGUGUCUUCAAAGUUAAAAUACAAUUUUCUAUCAUUGGCUUCCUGUUUUACAUGGUAAGGAAUCUCUCAGACAUUUCUGGAGUUUUUUCCCCAAAGAAGGUUUUUAGCAGUUUGAGUUUAUUCUAAUUGCUGAGAAUUUACCUAAUUGAAUGAUAAAGAUUUUAGUAUGAUAAGGCUUGUCAUGUGUAAGUCUAAUCUUCCUUUGACUUCUUUUAGCGUUGACUCUUUUGUCUGCUCUAGCCUUGAAAGAUUAAGAAACAUUAUGGCUUUAUUGGGUCAGUGCCUCCCAGAAACUUGGCUGACUUUGAUGCUCAAGAGGACCUAUGUGCCACCUUUUAAACAAAGAAUUUUGGAGGCCUGGCCGGCUGUCAAUCUGUCUUUUGAAGCUUAGUGCACCUAGUAAUGUGCAAAAAGUUUUUCUUAGGGUCAGAAGGAAACCUUUUCUACAUAAAGUGUUUAGAAUUUGUAAAACAACAGCAAGAAAAGACAAAAAACAGUUUCUAGGUAAGUACUUAGGAUGAUAUUUCCUUUUCUACUAUAUUAGUCAUUUGAUUUUGUUCUGAUAUAUCAGGAAGAAAUGAGUCGAAACUAAAUUACAAGUCUUGUUACUCAUGUAAUUAAGUUAAAGUUACUACAGAGCAGCUUUUAAAUUUUUGUUUUUUGCAGUGCUGGGGAUCAAACCCAGACCCUCACACAUACUAGGCGAGUGCCCUAUCACUGAGCUGCAUUCCCCAAACCCUAGAUCAACAAAGAAGUUGAAAAUUAGUCAUUAGUUGCUUUCAUUAUUAAUUUCAUUCAUUUUAUCUUUCUUGUAAAACUAUGAUUACAAAGAUUAUUUGCAACUACCAUUUAUUUAUUUAAAAUUCAAUUUCCUAUGGGGCAAUUCUGUACUAUAAAAUGUGUGUACUCUUGUGAGUAAUUUUCCAUUUUUAUUUGUGAAUUAGACUUCUAAUUGAUAAAGAAGUAGGGCUGGUCAGUUGUAUUAAAUUUAUUUCUAAUUAUCUUUUAUCUUUAAACUUGAAGGUACUUGAAACAAUUUAGCAUAGUAGUUAAGAAUAUGGGUUCUGGAGAUUACAGUGUCUAAGAGCAAAUCCCAGUUCUACCAUUUGCUACUUUUGUGUCCUAAACUUUGGAAGCCUUAAGUUUAUGUCAACUCUAAAACAGAGAUGCAAACUGCUGGGUUGAUGCAUAAGAUAAUACACACACACACACACACACACACACAUAUAGGGCACAUGGGAAGCACUCAGUAAAUGUAAUCCAUUGUUGAUAUUUAUAAUACCUUAGCACCUAGUACUGUACAGUGCCAUGUACAUAAUAGAUACUUGUUACAUUUGUUGAAUGAAUGAUAUGGUUUAUACUUGGAAAGUUCCAGUUCCAGCACAUGCAGCCAUUGUCAAUAUAGUUGAUAAAUAUUUUAAAGAGGAAAAAAAUGCUCACGUGUUUGAUAUUUGUAUCUCAUUUUAACUGUAGUUACAAUGCUGUGGAGCCAUAUUAGCUCCAGACACAGGUCUGAUACAUAAUAGAUGCUCAAAGCAUGUUUGAAUAAAUUAGCAGGGUUUUCUAUUUGUUACUUUGUGUUUUGUUAAGCAGAUCAAAGUUUUACGUGUCCUUUUUGAAAACCAAAACUACGAGUUCAGAUGGUUAGCUGCUGGCUAAUUAGAUUUCAGAAUGAUGAUGAUUUUUUUUGUUUGUUUUAAAAUUUUUUUUAGUUAUAGAUGGACACAAUAUAUUUUUAUUUAUUUUUUUUAACGUGGUGCUGAGGAUUGAACCCAGGACGUCACAUAUUUGAGUUUUGUACCAAUGGCUAGAAGCAGAUCGUCAUAGCAAGAGCCAAGAAGCUACAAAUACGACUUCAGGUGAAAAUUUUGACCAGAGUCCUUUGAGAAGAACAUUCAAAUCCAAAGUUCUGGCCCACUACCCUCAGAAUAUAGAAUGGAAUCCCUUUGAUCAAGAUGCAGUGAAUAUGUUAUGCAUGCCUAAAGGGCUAUCAUUCAGAACCCAAACUGAAAGUAAAGACCCUCAGUUUCACUCAUUUAUAAUUACCCGGGAAGAUGGUUCUCGCACCUACGGUUUUGUUCUCACUUUUUAUGAAGAAGUUACAAGUAAGCAAAUCUGCACAGCAAUGCAGACACUCUACCAGAUGCACAACGCUGAGCAAUACAGCAGUGUUUAUGCUUCAUCCUCAUGCAGCAUGGACUCACUGGCAAGCAGCAUUGAUGAGGGCGAUACAACUUCCCUUUUGAAACUCCAGCGAUACAACUCCUAUGAUAUCAACAGAGAUACCCUGUAUGUUUCAAAAAGUAUAUGCUUGAUCACACCACUACCUUUUAUGCAGGCCUGCAAGAAAUUCCUCAUCCAACUUUACAGGGCAGUUACCUCACAGCAGCCACCACCCUUGCCGCUUGAGAGCUACAUCCAUAAUAUUCUUUAUGAAGUACCUCUUCCACCUCCAGGGAGAUCACUGAAAUUUUAUGGUGUUUAUGAACCUGUCAUCUGCCAGAGGCCUGGGACCAAUGAACUCCCCCUCUCUGACUACCCUCUUCAUGAGGCUUUUGAGCUCCUGGGAUUAGAGAACCUGGUGCAGGUAUUUACCUGUGUUCUUUUAGAAAUGCAGAUCCUUCUCUACUCACAAGAUUAUCAACGCCUGAUGACUGUGGCAGAAGGCAUCACCACACUUUUGUUCCCAUUUCAGUGGCAGCAUGUUUAUGUGCCCAUCCUUCCUGCUUCUCUGCUACAUUUUCUUGAUGCUCCUGUACCUUAUCUGAUGGGUCUUCAGUCAAAAGAAGGAACUGACCGUUCUAAACUAGAACUUCCUCAAGAGGCUAAUUUGUGCUUUGUGGACAUUGACAACCAUUUUAUUGAAUUGCCUGAAGAAUUUCCACAGUUCCCCAAUAAAGUGGAUUUUAUCCAGGAGCUCUCUGAAGUUCUUCUUCAAUUUGGGAUUCCUCCUGAGGGCAGCUUACAUUGCAGUGAGAGUGCCACCAAACUGAAGAAUCUGGUUCUGAAAGAUUUGGUCAAUGACAAGAAGAAUGGCAAUGUCUCCACUAAUAAUAUCAGCAUGUAUGAGUUAUUGAAGGGCAAUGAAACCAUAGCCCGCUUGCAGGCUCUGGCCAAGAGGACUGGUGUGACUGUGGAAAAAAUGGACCUGUCUGCUUCUCUGGGUGAAAAAGAAAAGGAUUUAAAACUGCAGUGUGAAGAGGCAGAACUGAGGGACUACCAGCUGAAUGUACAGCUGAGAGAGGUCUUUGCUAACCGCUUUACACAGAUGUUUGCUGAUUAUGAAGCAUUUGUGAUUCAAACUGCCCAGGACAUGGAAUCCUGGCUGACCAACCGGGAACAGAUGCAGAACUUUGACAAAGCUUCUUUCCUUUCUGACCAACCUGAGCCUUAUCUGCCAUUUCUUUCACGAUUCAUUGAAACACAGAUGUUUGCCACCUUUAUUGAUAACAAAAUUAUGUCUCAGUGGGAAGAGAAAGAUCCUUUGCUUCGAGUCUUUGAUUCUCGGAUUGAGAAGAUAAGAUUGUACAAUGGAAGGGCACCCACCUUACGGACAUCUAUAUAUCAGAAAUGCAGCACUUUAAAAGAAGCAGGUGAACUCUUUAGGCACAGGCUAUCUGCUGUUGAUAUUGUGGCACCAGAACCUCAUGAUCUCUGUGCAGAAAGACAAGAAGUGGAUACCCAAUCAAUUGAGCAAAGACUGAUGAAAAUGGAUCACACUGCAAUCCACCCACAUCUACUUGAUAUGAAAAUUGGUCAAGGCAAAUAUGAGCAAGGGUUCUUUCCAAAGUUACAGUCUGAUGUCUUGGCAACAGGACCAACCAAUAACAAUCGCUGGGUAAGUCGGAGCGCCACCACACAGCGCAGGAAAGAGCGCCUUCGCCAGCAUUCCGAGCACAUUGGACUGGACAACGACUUGAGGGAGCCUUCCGGGGAACUUUUGGUCUGUCAGAACUCCAUGGCAUUCUGGGAGUGGGAUCAGGGCCCACCUCCUCCUGCACGGCUUCCUAAAAAGUCCUUCUCUGAGUGCUGCCUGAAAUACAUGCAAGAGGCACGAAGUUUAGGAAAAAAUCUGAGGCAGCCCAAAUUGUCAGACCUUUCUCCUGCAGUGAUUGCACAGACCAACUGGAAAUUUGUAGAAGGCUUAUUAAAAGAAUGUAGAAUGAAGACAAAACGCAUGUUGGUAGAAAAGAUGGGACAUGAAGCAGUGGAGCUGGGCCAUGGAGAAGCAAACAUCACUGGCUUGGAAGAGAAUACCUUGAUUGCCAGCCUCUGUGACCUACUAGAGAGGAUAUGGAGCCAUGGCCUACAGGUCAAACAGGGGAAGUCAGCUUUGUGGUCACAUUUAAUUCAAUUUCAAGACAGAGAAGAAAAACAAGAGCACCUUGCAGAAUCACCAGUUGCCCUGGGACCAGAAAGAAGAAAAUCUGAUUCAGGAGUUAUGUUACCAACACUCAGGGUCUCUCUCAUCCAAGAUAUGAGGCAUAUUCAAAACAUGAGUGAGAUCAAAACUGAUGUUGGACGAGCUCGGGCAUGGAUAAGAUUAUCUCUAGAGAAGAAGCUUUUGUCCCAGCAUCUCAAGCAGUUGCUCUCUAACCAACCACUUACCAAGAAGCUUUAUAAGCGCUAUGCUUUUCUACGUUGUGAAGAAGAAAGAGAGCAGUUUCUUUACCAUCUUCUUUCCCUCAAUGCUGUGGACUAUUUCUGCUUCACCAGUGUGUUCACCACUAUCAUGAUUCCAUACAGGUCAGUGAUCAUCCCAAUCAAAAAGCUGAGCAAUGCAAUCAUCACAUCAAACCCCUGGAUCUGUGUAUCAGGAGAGCUGGGAGACACAGGAAUAAUGCAGAUUCCCAAAAACCUCCUUGAGAUGACUUUUGAGUGCCAGAACUUGGGGAAGCUCACCACUGUUCAAAUUGGUCAUGAUAACUCAGGACUAUUAGCCAAAUGGCUAGUGGAUUGUGUCAUGGUCAGAAAUGAAAUUACAGGACAUACAUAUAGAUUUCCAUGUGGGCGGUGGCUAGGGAAAGGCAUUGAUGAUGGGAGCCUGGAGAGAAUUCUUAUUGGAGAAUUGAUGACAUCAGCAUCAGAUGAGGACCUGGUAAAACAGUGUCGGACUCCACCCCAGCAGAAAUCACCCACCACAGCUAGGAGACUGAGCAUCACUUCCCUAACAGGAAAAACUGCCAAACCCAAUGCUGGACAGAUCCAAGAAGGAAUUGGAGAAGCUGUGAACAAUAUUGUGAAACAUUUUCAUAAACCUGAAAAAGAGAGAGGAAGCCUCACGGUUUUGCUUUGUGGAGAAAAUGGCCUGGUUGCAGCACUUGAACAAGUCUUCCACCAUGGGUUCAAAUCUGCCCGAAUCUUUCACAAGAAUGUCUUCAUCUGGGAUUUCGUAGAGAAAGCGGUUACCUAUUUUGAAACCCUAGACCAGAUUCUGGACAAUGAAGAUGAUGUUCUUAUCCACAAAUCAUCCUGUAAAACAUUCUGCCACUAUGUAAAUGCUAUUAAUACUGCACCCAGAAACAUUGGGAAGGAUGGCAAAUUCCAGAUUUUAGUUUGCCUUGGAACACGAGAUCACCUGCUGCCUCAGUGGAUUCCAUUGUUAGCUGAGUGUCCUGCCAUCACUCGAAUGUAUGAGGAGAGUGCACUUCUGCGAGAUCGCAUGACCGUCAACUCCCUCAUCCGAAUUCUGCAAACAAUUCAGGACUUCACCAUAGUAUUGGAAGGAUCACUCAUCAAAGGAGUGGAUGUGUAAACCAACUGUCCAGAAAUUCUCAGUCCAAACCUCUGAAUUCUGAACCUUCUCCCAACUAUGGGGACAGACUUAGACUUGUCUGACAGUAGUGAGUCACGCAGGGGUCAACCCAGUGUAUGUCCCAAUUUGAAGGAUCUUUACUCUGCAGACAAGGCAAUGCUGUAUUGUAGUUCAUUUGAACCUGGAAUUUAGUAUAAAAUAGAGUAUUUUCAUGUGUUAGAUGUGUGUAAAUAUGCUAUCUUCUUUAAGAAAUUAUAUUACUCUAAUAAGAUACUUUUCUUAGAUUGAAAAUUCCUGUGAUUUAAAAUAAGUAGUUUAAAAAUGUUGGGGGUUAGGGGGAAGAGUGGUGCUAGUCAGGAAGAAGCCAGUAAACAUGUAAAUAUGGUGCAACCCUGUUGGGCUUUUUUUUUUUCUCCUGUAGGUAUCACAAAGGAACCCAGAAUGCAUUGUAUGUGGUAGCCAUCCAUCCUGUGUUGAUCCUUUGUAUAGUGAAUGUAUGCCAUUUUACCUACUGUGGAAUAAUCCUCACUUGUAUUUUUUAAGUUAUAAACCACUUUAUGCUUAUGCAUUUAAAUUGAGUCACUUUUCCAGCCUUUUGGGAAAAAAAAAAAAUCAGUUGGCACAAGGUAAAGAUAUAAUUCAAGCAUUUUCUUUUUCCUGAUACUGGGGAUUGUAUCCAGGGGCACAUUACCUCUCUGCCAUGUCCCCAACCCUUUUUAUUUUUAUUUUUUUGAAAGUUCUCACUAAAUUGCUGAGGCUAGCCUCGAACUUUUAUUCUUCCUGCCUCAUCCUUCUGAGUCCCUUGGAUUAUACGCAUGCCCCCCACCAACCCCUCCCCAGUUAAUUCAAGUAUUUUAACUACCAGACACUGGGAGCUUGGCUGAACUGGAAAGAAACACAGGAAGCCCUGAGAAGUGUGUUAAAAUUAUGGGAUUAUAACUUCUUUGCACUUUGGAAAGAUUAGCCUAGACUAAUUUCAUUCUUGGCAUUUUUAUUCUUGUUAUUUGAGGUACUUUAGGAAGAUAUGAAUUUCAGAGUUUAGCCUCAUAGUUAUAAGUACUACAAACAGCAACGUGAUUCUGCACUUUAAUUUGUCCAUGUAAACUCUGCAGUGGUCCUUUACAUCUUAAGGAUAACCAGCUCUGUUAGGUUCCAGCCACCCCCUCUGCAUGCCCAUCCCCCUUCAGGAAAUGGAAGGAAUGUCUAAGAAGGAGGAGGGCACUGGGUGGCUUGGAAUGUUUUUGUGAAAGUAUUUGUUGACCAUGAUAAUGCAAAUAACAGAACCGGAGAGAAAGAAUGAACCCUUUCUGGGUGUUUCAGGGCAAGCUUUCUGUUCCUUUGUAAGAAGGGGCAAUAAUGUAAAACAACUGGCCCAGAGGAGCACAGAUUGACAAAAUGGAAAUGAAACAAGAAACAAGAGGCAGCAGUUUUGAAAGACCAGACUUGUGAGUAACUUUACAAUUUGAUUGUUUAUAAAGAAGUUAAGUAAAUGUAGUGUUAGGUAGUUACCUUAAGUCUUCAUCUUCUGAUAGGUCGCCUAAUUCUAAUUAGAGAGUGGAACAUUGUUAACAGGAAAUUUGCCUCAGCAGACCUCCAGGUUUUAUUCCCAACUGUGACUGCAAAGCCAAGCCAUGGCUUCUUAGGAUCCUUGUGCAACCUAAAGGUCCUGGGCUCUAGCCAACAGUGUUGUUCCCUUAUUUCCUGGAGGAAGAAAUUAGUGAAACAAGUGCCUCACUCCCUUUAUCAAACACUGUAUGCAGCUAAGAAACAGGCCCUUUUGUCAUGUGACUUUAUACUUAAAAAAAGGGUUGUUGAAGGCUUCACAUGAAACCUAUGCAAAGGGCUUAAGAAGGUGGUUCUGGGGCUGGGGUUGUGGCUCAGUGAUAGAGUGCUCACCUAGCACAUGCGACACCCUGGGUUCAAUCCUUAGCACCAAAUAAAAAUAAAUAAAUAAAAUAAAAUAAAGGUAUCGUGUUCAACUCCAAGUAAAAAAAUAUUUUUAAAAAGAAGGUGGUUCUGGUUGACCUGGGUAGAAGAGAGAAUGGUUUAAACUAAACUGUAUCUACAAUGGUGUAGCUAUCCUAGGGAUAUAGGAAUUCUAAAGACAUUCAUAACCUCUUUCACCUGUCUUCUACCAUAGUGAUCAGAAAUUAUAGAUGGCCCAAUCCAGGGUUUCAUUCUUGUUUUGGGAGGUGGGUACCAGGAUUGAACUCAGGGGCACUCAACCACUGAGCCACAUCCCCAGCUCUAUUUUGUAUUUUAUUUAGAGACAGGGUCUCACUGAGUUGCUUAUCACCUCCCUUUUGCUGAGGCUGGCUUUGAAUUUUUGAUCCUCCUGCCUCAGCCUCCUGAGCCGCUGGGAUUAUAGGUGUGCACCACUGUGCCCAGCACAGGGUUUCAUUCUUGUUACCUUUUCCAUAAGACCAUGCUUCUGAAAUACCAAAAUAUAUACAUACAUACACACACACACACAAGUUAUGAGUAAAGUUUCAUCCCACUUUGUUGUGUAGUAUGACUAUAACAGUAAAAUUACUAAAAUUCAGCUUUUCAGGAAGCUGAGGCAGGGGGAUGACAAGUUUGAGUCCAGCCUGGGUGGACUGUACCAAAUCCCUGUCUCAAAAAAUAAAAAAAUAAAUAAAGCAUGGGGAUGUAGAUCAGUGAUAGAGUAUACCUGGGCUCAAUCCCUAGUACCAAAGGAAAAAAAAGAAAACAAGAGAAGAGUAGGGGAAGAACCAAUUUCAAAAACUAUAAAUCCUCUUGGCUAGGCGCAGUAGUCACCUCAGAGCACCUGUGCUUGUCCCUGGGGCAUAGCCUUUGCUGUACACACUUGGGCCACUUGUGAUCUACUCGAAUGGCCCAUAGCUCAUUCUUUUGAAUAUUCUCGGAAUAAAUAUUCUCAGAAUAAAUAUUUCAGAAUAAAUUAAUAAUUAGAAACAGCAUAAAGUCCCUGCAGUCCAAGUUUGAUGAAUAAAAGAAUGAUUCUGCUGAUGGAGUCAUCUAGUACAAUUAUAAAGAAAUAAAACUCAGGUGGCUUAUGACUGUCUCUGAGUUAAUCCCAAAAUGUUUUGAGCACACCAGUAAGCAGAAUCCACUGAAUAAAUGUGUGACCUUUCAUACUUGAGUUGUUUUUUGUUUGUUUGCUUGUUUGUUUUGUAGGAGGGAUUGAACUCAGAGGUACUUUUUUUUACCACCAAGCUAUAUCCCCAGUCCUUUCAGUCCUUUUUAUUUUUUUAUUUUAAGGCAGGGUCUCACUAAAUUGUUUAGGGCUGAAUUAAGUUGUUGAGGCUGGCUUUAAAUUUGGGAUCCUCUUGCCUCAGCCUCCAGAGUUGCUGGGAUUAUAAGUGUACGCCACUGCACUCAUUCACCCUGACUUUUGGAUUGAUCAUAUCCAUUUAGAGAUAUCCUUUCUGCUAUGUUAACUUUUUAAAAAAUACUUUUAGUUGUAGAUGGACAUAAUACCUUUAUUUUUUUAGUGCCAGGGAUUGAACUCAGGGGCACUCAACCACUGAGCCACAUCCACAGCCCUAUAUUGUAUUUUAUUUAGAGACAGGGUCUCACUGAGUUGCUUGGCACCUCACUUUUUUGCUGAGGCUGACUUUGAACUCAAGAUCCUCCUGCCUCAGCCUCCCGAGCCACUGAGGUUACAGGCGUGCGCCACAACUCUGGCUAUUUUAUACUUAUUUUUAUGUGGUGAUGAGGAUCAAAUCCAGUGCCUCACCCGUACUAGGCAAGUGCUCUAUUACUGAGCUACAACCAACCCCAGCCUUGCUAUGUUAAUUUUAAAAUUAGUAUAUUGCUUUAGAAUCAUACUAUAAAGUAAAUAAAAAUAAAUUUUCUAUUUGCUUUUUCCCCCUCCAAAUAAAAUUAAAUGCCUGGGGCCAUAAUUAAGAUUUUCAAAUAACAGUGGCUUUGGAAGAAAUUAUUUAAAACUUAAAUUGCCUUGGCUGGCAAUGUAGCUCAGUGUUAGAGCACUUGCCCAGCAGGCUUGAGGCCAUGAGUUCCAUCCCCAAUACAGAAAAAGAAAAAAGAAAAAUGACUGACACUCAAGUAUGAGGUGGUAUAAAAGAGCUCUAGGUGGGAAAAGUAGGCUGCUAAGAAUGAAAGCCUCCCAACCAUUGCCCUCCACAUAUGUCCCACUGGAAGAGUGAGUUUGGUAGAAGAGACCUAAAAUUUGCAAAGAUUUAGCUUUCCCUCUAAAAACUUUUUAAAUAUUCUUUUUAGUUGUAGAUUGACACAAUACCUUUAUUUUAUUUAUUUAUGUGGUUCUAUGGAUUGAACCCAGUGCCUAUCACACAUGCUAGGUAAGUAUUCUACCACUGAGCCAUAACCACAGCCCCUCCCUCUAAAAUUUCUUAUAAAUGUCCCACACUUUUUUUUGGUAACUGUUAUUUACAUUAACAUGACUUUUUUCUUUUUCUUUUUUUCUAUUUUUUUAUAAUUUUUUAAAAUAUUUAUUUUUAGUUGUAGGUGGACACAGUACCUUUAUUUUAUUUCUAUGUGGUGCUGAGGAUUGAACCCAGUGCCUCACACAUGCCAGGUGAGCACUCUACCCCUUGAACCACAACCCCAGCCCCUCUUUUUUAUAAUAUUAAUGAAGUUCUGUCACACUGUAUAAAUGAUGUAGGGGAAAAACUGAAUUGCUCAUACUUCCUUUUUUGGCAACAAAGCCUUGUAUGCAGGUGUAAGUGAAAAAGAGAGGUUAAGAUUAUAUAUGACAACUUAUGUGUAGUAUAUUAUUGAUACCCUAAGGUGUUUUGAAACAUGAGGCAAUAAUUGAGGACCUUAAAUUCCCAGGGAAAUAUCUGUUAGCUUUGGGAGUAUAGCUCUUCAUAAUGAAAUAUCUUCUAUUAAGAAUUAUGGGUUUUUUUCCAAUAGAUUUUUCAUUUAGGGAACUGUGAGUAUUUUCUGUGAGGUUUACAGAUAUUAGUCUAUCCUUUUCACAAAUGUUGAGAGGACAAUCUGAACCUUAGCUACUUACAUUUCAGUAUUAACACAACUUCAUUGAUUGAGAAUGGGUCUUGAGUUCUCAAUUUUUGUGAAGUGAAUCCUAUUUCCAAGUUGUCUGUGUCCUUUGAAUUCCUGUAACAGAUGAAUUUAUUCAUUACCAUUUAACAUAAAUCAGAAAGAAUGACAAGCUACUGAGUUCCUUAUUUCUGUUAAAAUGGGAUUAUAAAUCUGUUGAAUUAAAUGAAUACAAGCUUUUUGAAAAGAUCAUUGUUGCAGUAUGAUCAAAAGUUCAAAGGAGGGGGCUGGGAAUAUAGCUCGGUUGGUAGAGUGCUUAUCUCACAUGCACAAGGCCCUGGGUUCAAUCCCCAGCACCACACACACAAAAAAAGAGAGAGAGAGAGUCCAAGGAAAGACUGGGGUGCAACUCAGUGGUACAGUACUGUGCAUGCCUAGCAUGCACAAGGCCCCACAUUCAAUCUUACUAAUAAAGAAAGAGUUCAAGGAGAACUUUACCCUCCCAAAUUUAUUAGAGCUAAUUACCCCUUAAGGAAGACAUAAAAAUUGGCUUCAAAAAGGCAUCACAUUGAGAUAUUAAUACCAGAGUGAAAAAAGUUCACCAAAUAAAAUUUUUCCUCUUAGGGUCCAACAUACCUUAGGUUAUGUAGAAGGAAAUCAUGCUUGGUCCAGUUACCUGGAUGUACUUAGGUGUUAGACCCAGUCUUCAUCUAAACACCAACUUUUGUUGACAGUAGAGAAGUAUAUUAAGGAGAUUCUGUUGUCAAUCAGAUGAGGGAGUGGAACAACAACAAAAAAAAAUCCCAUGUUACACUUGAACCAUGUAUAAAUGUACCCUGUAUAUUUUUUUUUAAUUAGCAUUUCUGUAUUUAAAUUAUAUUGUUUCCCUUUGUAUUGUUAACAAAGUGUAUCAGAACUGGAUAUUUCUUUAUUUCUCAUCUGGACAUGAUAUAACACUUAAAAAAGAGUAUUGUGAUAUUAAGCACUUUAACAUAUCAGGCAAACUGACAUGGGUUUUUCAGAUUUUGAAGUACAUUUAAAUAUGACUUUUCAUGCUUUGUUCUUUACAAAUAAAACUGUGGGGUUGAUAA